This is a messenger RNA of Perkinsus marinus ATCC 50983, 1084 nucleotides long. Its product is annotated as Ribonuclease Z, putative. Gene Ontology annotation, molecular function: 3'-tRNA processing endoribonuclease activity. The transcript has 7 exons. Gene Ontology annotation, cellular component: nucleus. The record is from RefSeq and is a predicted model, not a curated record. Lineage: Eukaryota; Perkinsozoa; Perkinsida; Perkinsidae. Bases 1 to 1071 code for a protein of 356 amino acids.
AUGUCUUUCUUCGACCAAGUUGUUUUCCUUGGCACGAGUAGUGGAGUUCCCCAGCCAGGCAAACGGAAUGUCAGCUCUCUAGCCAUAACACUGAGGACCGGCCGAUCAGUGAGGAUCGAUGCUAACACAGUUCCGAGAGGUAUCCUGCUACCCCCCUUCAAGAUACUAGUAGACUGUGGUGAGGCCACGCAGCACCAGUUGAUGCUGUCCAAGAUAAAACUGACGAAGAUAGAUGAUAUUCUCAUAACGCAUUUGCAUGGGGAUCACUGCUAUGGCAUCUUCGGUCUAUUGCACUCCUGUUGCAUGGGGGAGCGUACAGAGCCUAUUACUGUGUAUGGUCCGCAAGGCAUCAAGACCAUGAUCGAGACUGUUUUCGCCCUCUCUGGAGGCUGGAAUGGAUACGACCUAAAUAUCGUCGAACUAGAUCCAACUCAGCACACCGAGUUCACCAUUAGCAGUGGUGAUGUAAGAAUCCAUGCGGCUCCACUGAAGCAUCGAGUACCCACUCUGGGAUACAUAUUCACAGAACCGGAUAAGCCUGGUGCAUUAAACGCAUCCCUAGCCGCUCAGAUGGGAGCCCGUGGACCACAGUUCAGAGAUUUGAAGGAAGGUCGAGAUGUUACCCUCAGUGAUGGGACACUCAUACGAGCAGCGGAAGUCGUCGGAGAGACGGCAAAGGGCCGGACCAUCGCUGUUUUGCAGGACACUUGUGACAGUUCAGAAGCUCUACCCUAUUUACAAGGGCCAGACCUGCUCAUACACGAGUGCACCUACCACGAUGCUAUGAGGGAGAAGGCGGUCGAUUUCGGUCAUUCAACGGCGGCGAUGGCUGGCCAGUUCGCUCGUUUGUGUGGAGCUAAGGUCCUGGCGCUCACUCACUUCAGUCCGCGAUACACCGACCCCGAUCCAGAUGCUGAGGAUAGUCUCAGUGUUGGGGAUCUACGACAGGAGGCUCUCGCUCAUGCAGGGCCCGCAACUGUGGCAUUCACAGCUGAAGACUUCAUGACGUUGGCCGGCUCCGAGUUCACCAGAGUUGCAUACAAUCAGUUAGCAAAGAGCACUGCCCUGUAAUUAUCGUUUCUUA